AUGUGCUUUUCUACAUCAAAGCGUGACACAGAUUCCGUGUUUACCCCUCAAAAAGUGAGCAAGCGAAUGCACCUUUGUUUGAAUUCGGAUAAAGGAACAUCAAAUGAGAACAAAUGCAACUGCCAACCCUCCUCAAAGAAUCAAUGCAAUAUGAGGGAGCAUGCUUAUGAGCUUCUAGAGACCUUGGAACAAAUCGAGUAUCACAUCAAUUAUUUGGAGGCUGAUCGGGUGCGAGAUACAGAGGAACUUGAGGACACAUGCAUGACACAUUUUCAAGAGAUUGAAGAGUUGGGGAUUAAGCAUGACAAGGAGCUUCAAAGGUAUCACGAGCGCAUUAACGCAUUGGAAGAUGAGAUGCGACAUCAGCAGGAGAUGCUAAAUGUCCUCAACAACAAUGUCGAGCAGCUCCAGGAGGAAAACAGAUCAUCAAAAGAUGGAUAUUGA
Molecule: messenger RNA, 444 nt
Organism: Suillus subalutaceus
Lineage: Eukaryota; Fungi; Basidiomycota; Agaricomycetes; Boletales; Suillaceae
Exons: 2
Coding region: 1-444 (147 amino acids)
Source: RefSeq, a predicted model, not a curated record